Molecule: messenger RNA, 1129 nt
Organism: Mesorhabditis spiculigera
Lineage: Eukaryota; Metazoa; Nematoda; Chromadorea; Rhabditida; Rhabditidae
Source: the annotation of a GenBank genome assembly
CACUUCCAGCGCCGAGCUGAGAUUUGAGCUGCGUCUUCGCUUCAUUCCCCAGUCCACCUACGAGUUAUUGUUGACCGAAUCGAAAGCGUUUUUCUAUCUUCAUGAACAGGUAUUCGCCGAUUUCCAAAAGCAAAUCGCAUGGAAAAUCGCGUUGGAGCCAGCGCUGGAGCUGGCCGCGCUACGGGUCAGCCGGGAUUAUAUCGAGAAACAGGCGCGUGGAUGUAUCGAAGCGAGGCUUGACGCAGAUUCGCUAGAUGCCGAGGCGGCAAUAUCGACGUUUAUUCCGGAUACAGUGUUAAUGACGGCAAAUGUAAAGGCCAAAGACUUGAAGAAGACGUUUGUCGGGUUGGUGAAGAAGUUUUCGACGUUGUCGGCGACAGAUUCUGUUCUUCGGUCUUUGUCAUUGUUGAUCGAGUUUGUCAAGUUUGAUCUGGAGAUUUUCAAGGCGAGCAUAGGGGCCGGUUGGUCCUCCCCUGUCGAAUUUCUGGUUGGGCCCGAGGUUGGGAUGUCGUAUCGGAUCAAUGAGAGAUGUGAUAUGUCUCGCCUGGGGGAGCUGCGUUGUGUGCUCGAGGUGACGGUGCGUAAGAUGGAGGCUCAUGCGGACAAGGCGAUCGUGCAGAUGAAGCUCAGCGGGUCGGCGCAACCGAUGCUAAUCACCACGCCGUCUCUUGAAAUCGCCGAAUCACUGGCCCACCUCAUCGAUGGCUAUCAGGCGAUGUACAACCAGGGCCCCAGCGUUUAUAAAAUGAGAGGGCUCGACCGAUGCGAUAGCAUCGAGUUGAAGGCGUCCAAAGCGGUGGCGUGCCGAGAGGAGAGAAAUGUUCCUAAUAAUGUCUCAGACCGGCGCAUCAAACGCGAGCACGUCACCCUGAAGGAGCUGAUCGGAGGCGGACAAUUCGGAAACGUGUACAAAGGAGUGUAUUGUAGUCCGGGCCACUCCACCCAAUCGGUCGCCAUCAAGGUGUGCAAGCUGGAAAACGAGCCGGCCGAUACGCAGUUGAUACUCCAGGAAUCACAUUUGAUGCGGCGUUUCCGGCACGAGAAUAUCGUGGCGCUGGUUGGGGUCUGUAUGGAGUCGCCAAUGUGGCUGGUCAUCGAGUUGGCGUCUUAUGGAGAGGUUGGUGGUUUG